Messenger RNA from Cyprinodon tularosa, 1110 nucleotides. RefSeq names its product transmembrane protein 11 (gene tmem11). The coding region runs from base 99 to 662 and encodes 187 amino acids. The record is from RefSeq and is a predicted model, not a curated record. Lineage: Eukaryota; Metazoa; Chordata; Actinopteri; Cyprinodontiformes; Cyprinodontidae. Gene Ontology annotation, cellular component: mitochondrial inner membrane. The transcript is spliced from 2 exons. Gene Ontology annotation, biological process: inner mitochondrial membrane organization.
CGUAUCAGUGUCCAUACUUGCAGAUAUUUAGAUACUACAACACCCAUAAUGCUGAGCGACCUAUUACGUCAAACGGAAUCACAGCCGUAUCUUCCAACAUGGCGUCGCUGGGAAGGAGGCGCGGUGUCCCAGUAAGCAGGGAGAGGGGAGUAAUGGCCGCGUCAGACUGCUACAUCGUGCACGAGAUCUACAACGGAGAGAAUGCGCAGGACCAGUUUGAAUAUGAGCUGGAGCAGGCGCUGGAGGCCCAGUACAAAUACAUCGUCAUCGAGCCCACGCGGAUCGGCGAUGAGACGGCCCGUUGGAUCACGGUGGGGAACUGCCUGCACAAGACGGCCGUGCUGUCGGGCACCGCGUGCCUUCUGACGCCGCUCUCGCUGCCCGUCGAGUACUCGCGCUACGUGGCGCUGCCUGCCGGCGCCCUCAGCGUGGCCUGCGCCGCACUCUAUGGCAUCUCGUGGCAGUUCGACCCCUGCUGCAAGUACCAGGUGGAAUACGACAGCCAAAAACUCUCACGGCUGCCCCUGCAUACACUGACCUCAUCGACGCCCGUGGUGUUGGUACGCAGGGACGACGUCCACAGAAAGAGACUCCAUAACACGAUAGCACUGGCUGCUCUGGCGUAUUGCGUCAAGAAGAUCUAUGAACUCUAUGCGGUAUGAGUGCACUCUGAAGAGAAAUCAAAAACCAUGAAAACAGGAAAAAAAAACAACCAUGAAAACAGAACCUGCCCACCCUCCCGGAUGUAAGACAAGCUCGGCCGUUACCUCCACACGUGGUGGGCACCUUCAUGUAAACUCUGAUCAGAGGGAUAUAGUUAAAACUAGAGAGAAGUUCUUUUCCCGUAUGUUUCCUUUUACUUCUAAGUGACAACUACAGCACAUAGUUCUUGUGCGCCACCUCCCCCUGUCUUCCCCACCUUUAUUCCCAUAACCAAUGGGAUAGAGCUACAAGGAAUGGCUGCAGGUCCUCUGGACUGAAUCGCUUUGGAUUUGAAAUGGGACGAUGUGUUUUUAUGUGCCAGGCUUUCUCCUUACCCUCAAAGUUUGCUGUACCCCUUUGUCACUGAUCAUUGCACCACAGUUUCAUUAAACAUUAGGAUAUUUCAAA